GCGCCCGCGCCGAUCCGCUUCAUUCCGUUCCACCCCGCGCGAUUGGAUCAGUUCGUUCGCCUGUCUCGCUUUAACGUUCACUGUUCGUGUUCAGUUGUUCACUCGCCUCCGUCGCGUUAACAUACUCUGCGUGACUCGUCGCACUAUGUUCCAGCCAAACAACAACACAUAAACCUUCCAAAAUGAAGCCAAAUCGGUUAUAACGUUUCUUAAAACCCAUUAUUAUUUAGAUCGAAUAUUUUAUUUUUGUGAUAUUUAGUUUAUAUCUUUUGUUUAUUUAUAUCAUUACCAUGGGUUAUUAUAUUAUAUAAAUGUUUUAUUACUUAAUUAAAAAAUAGUGCUCAAGAUAAUCUCAUUCCAAAACGCCCAGUAAAUCAAAUUUAGUCUGAUAGUACGUUUAAAUAAUAAAAUUACAAUGACAGCAAAAACUCGUUCACAUUGGAAGGAAUAUGGAACAGCAUUCUGUGCAACACUUAUCACUGCAACCGCGGGAACCUGCUACGGCUGGCCAUCGCCCACACUACCAUACCUAAAAUCAGACAAGAGCGACAUAAAACCAUCGCCAGACGAAGAAUCAUGGAUUGUUUCUAUAAUGAUCCUGUGUUCAGCGUUAACGCCUAUUCCUUCCGCAUAUUUCGCCGACCGUUUCGGAAGAAAAACUGCCCUUCUCCUUGGAGCAAUACCCUUUAUAAUUGGCUGGGUGCUGGUUAUCGUAGCCAAUUCAGUAGCGGUGCUUUAUGUGGCGCGUAUGUUCUCUGGACUCGGAUAUGGCAUAGUGUACACAGUUGCACCAAUGUACACGGGAGAGAUAUCCACGAACGAAGUCAGGGGUGCCCUCUCUACUCUCAUAACAUUAAUGAACAAGGUCGGUAUUCUUGCCCAGUACUGCAUCGGCCCAUUUGUUACGAUGCGUACAUUAGCAGCCAUCAACUUAAUCCUUCCUAUUUCCUUCAUAAUCACUUUCAUCUUUGUACCUGAGUCGCCGUACUACUACUUAAAAUUCGAACGCAGUGAAAGAGCCGAGAGAUCACUGAGACAUUUAAGAACCGGUGAUAUAAGACUUGAAUUGAAAAACAUAGAAGUGAGCGUGCAAGAAGAUAUGAAAAAUAAAGGUACAUGGUGUGAUCUUAUCUUCGAGGCUACUAACAGGAAAGCGUUAUGGAUUAGUUUGGGAGUUUUUACCAUUCAGCAGCUUUGUGGCAGCGCUGCAGUUGUUGCAUAUGCUCAAGACAUCUUCGCAGUUACGGGGAGCAAAAUAGAACAUUAUAAAGAAUCCAUAAUUCUUGGAUGUGUGCAAGUUGCUACAUGUUGCCUAUCAGUUGUGCUUGUGGAUCGCCUUGGGAGAAAACCGCUCUUGAUAUUAUCAGCACUUGGAGUGGGGUUGAUGAACGGAACCAUCGGCACGUACUUCUAUUUCUACCAGCAGAACAAAGAAAAUGUAGCGCAUCUCCACUGGCUCCCCAUAACGGCUAUUCUGAUCUACAUUGUUUGCUACGCCGUCGGUUUGUCGACUGUGCCUUACGUUAUAAUUGGAGAACUGUUCCCGACCAAUGUCAAACUGUACGCAUCGUGUGUCGCCCAUAUUUAUACCGGAAUCUCUAUGUUUACGGUCCAAAAGCUGUUCCAGGUCGUGAAGGACGCUUGGGGCAUUUACACAGUAUUCUGGGGCUUCUCCAUAUUUUCAUUAUUAGGCCUGCUAUUUAUGCUGGCAGUACUUCCAGAAACCAAGGGCAAAUCCUUUGCCUGUAUCCAAGCUCAGCUAAGAAGGGAUGUUGCCAGGGACAAUGCUAGCAAACUUAUGACUGUUGAGUAUUAACGCUAGCUUAGGUAUUCAGCCUUAGGGCAGCCCCGGAUCUCGGUGGGGUAAACCGGGUAAUAUGCCCCGGGUUGCAAUUUAAGACGGCGAAAAUCUGAUGUGUUUUAAAUUACAACAAUUCAGGUAGCAUCGAUUAAGUGUUGUAGAAUAUUAUUCCUAUCAUUUUGGAACGCAUGCUACAUCAUUUCGUCUCUGCUAGAAAGUUUAUAUAAUGGUUAGGCACUGUUCUUUUGCCAAGUUUUGCCCCGGCUCGGUAAAAUCAUAGAUACGAGGCUGCCUUAGGGACGUAGGUGAGGUUUCUUAUGGAUGGCGUUCAUUAAAGGAAUGUUCACUGUGGCUCAGUACUGACACGAAGGGAGCUUUUUAUUAUUUAUCUAUGAUAUCAUUAGGAUAAUUAUAUGUACAAAGAACUGAAACUUUAUAAAUAGUACUAAAUAUAAGUUUUAAUGAUUAGUAGUCUAUAUAAGCUUAAGCUUACUUAAAUACUAUACUUAAAUUUAUUUCUUAUAAUUAAUAUUAAAGAUUGUGUUUUAAUCAGAAUAUUUAUAUACUGAUAUAAAUAUUCUGAUGACAUAAUUACAUGUAAAAAUUUGUACCUUUAGUAAGAAGCUGCACACCUCAGUUUAAUAUUUACUACUUACAUACCUACUUUAACGUCGAUCGAUAGUAUGGAUACGAUAUUAUUUUACACCCGUCCAUAGUAUGAACGGGUUUAAAAUAAGCAGAAAGAAUAUUUUACCAUAAAUAUAUUAAAGUUUAUGAUUCUCGAAAAGACGUUUGAAAAUAUCACAUGAUCUUUUCAAUCGUUUUUAAAACAUCAUAUGUCUUAUACAUUUUAAAACUGUUAAGUAAAACUAUAUAUUUAUUUCGUUAGUGCCUAUAAACUAUGCGAUUCGGUUAAAUAAAACAAUCAGUAAUAACUAAAAGUGUAAUUUUAUUUCGAUAAUAUAAUAUAAAUAAUGUUUAUCGCUACCCUUCUGUUGUUGUAUCUAUUCCUGUCAAUUGCCAGUAUUAAGUCACAA
Messenger RNA from Pararge aegeria (speckled wood butterfly), 2838 nucleotides. RefSeq names its product facilitated trehalose transporter Tret1-like. Gene Ontology annotation, molecular function: sugar transmembrane transporter activity. NCBI's taxonomy places the organism in Eukaryota, Metazoa, Arthropoda, Insecta, Lepidoptera, Nymphalidae. Gene Ontology annotation, cellular component: membrane. Gene Ontology annotation, biological process: transmembrane transport; carbohydrate transport. The record is from RefSeq and is a predicted model, not a curated record. Bases 416 to 1816 code for a protein of 466 amino acids. The transcript is spliced from 4 exons.